Messenger RNA from Fukomys damarensis (Damara mole-rat), 3156 nucleotides. RefSeq names its product amidohydrolase domain containing 2 (gene Amdhd2). NCBI's taxonomy places the organism in Eukaryota, Metazoa, Chordata, Mammalia, Rodentia, Bathyergidae. The record is from RefSeq and is a predicted model, not a curated record. Gene Ontology annotation, molecular function: N-acetylglucosamine-6-phosphate deacetylase activity. The transcript has 11 exons. Gene Ontology annotation, biological process: N-acetylglucosamine catabolic process. Bases 85 to 1317 code for a protein of 410 amino acids.
UGGUGCCUCCGUCAGCUGAUGGUCACGUGGUGCUGGGCUGGUUCCUGAACGCCUUGGAUCUGGCGUUGCCGGCUUGGGCGGCUCAUGAUGCGUGGUGGGCAGGGUGCAGAGCGGGCACCGGUGCUCCAGUUUACCAACUGCCGCAUCCUGCGCGGUGGCACGCUGCUCAGGGAGGACUUGUGGGUGCGUGGGGGUCGUGUCCUGGACCCUGAAAAGCUGUUCUUUGAGGAGCGGCGCGUGGCGGAUGAGCAGCGGGACUGCGGAGGCUGCAUCUUGGCCCCGGGCUUCAUCGACGUGCAGAUGAACGGUGGAUUUGGUGUUGACUUCUCAAGGGCCACGGAGGACGUCGGUUCAGGUGUCGCCCUGGUGGCCCAGAGGAUCCUGUCUCACGGUGUCACCUCCUUCUGCCCCACUCUGGUUACUUCCCCAUCAGAAGUUUAUCACAAGGUCCUUCCUCAGAUCCCUGUGAAGAGUGGUGGUCCCCAUGGGGCAGGGGUCCUCGGGGUACACUUGGAGGGUCCAUUCAUCAGCCCAGAAAAGCGGGGUGCGCACCCCGAAGCCCACAUCCGCUCUUUUGAGGUCAAUGCCUUCCAUGAUUUGCUGGCCACUUACGGGACCCUGGACAACGUCCGCAUUGUAACGCUAGCCCCUGAGCUGGGCCGCAGCCAUGAAGUGAUCCAGGCACUGACAGCUCAGGACAUCUGCGUGUCUCUAGGGCACUCAGUGGCCCACCUGCAGGCUGCAGAGGAAGCAGUACAGAGUGGGGCCACCUUCAUCACCCACCUCUUCAACGCCAUGCUGCCUUUCCACCACCGUGACCCAGGCAUUGUGGGCCUCCUGACCAGUGACCGACUACCCCCGGGCCGCUGCAUCUUCUAUGGGAUGAUCGCUGAUGGCAUACAUACCAACCCCGCUGCCCUGCGCAUUGCCCACCGGGCCCAUCCCCAGGGGCUGGUACUUAUCACUGAUGCUGUCCCUGCCCUGGGCCUGGGCAAUGGCCAUCACACUCUGGGACAGAUGGAGGUAGAGGUGGAAGGGCUCGUGGCCUGCAUUGCAGGGACCAAGACACUGUGUGGCAGCAUAGCCCCAAUGGACGUCUGUGUCCGACAUUUCCUCCAGGCCACAGGCUGCAGCGUGGAGGCAGCCCUGGAGGCUGCAUCUCUGCACCCCGCCCAACUGCUGGGGCUGGAGAAGAGCAAGGGGACCCUGGACUUUGGUGCUGAUGCAGACUUUGUGGUGCUUGACGACGCCCUCCAUGUCCUGGCCACCUACAUCUCAGGUGAGCUGGUGUGGCAGGCAGAGGAAACCAGGCCAUGACCUCAGACCUCGGCUGGAGAGGACGCCUGGCCAGCCCCAGCUGGUCACUGAUCGGGAGGGCAUCUUCAGGAGCUGGUCUCCAGGGAACAAGUGGGAAGCCCCAUCCCACACUGGCAUUCAUAGCCCUGAGCUAGCAGCCAUCCUGGAGGUGAUGGCUUGCAUAAAUGAGCAGCGGGACUUGCCUUGUCUCCUGGUUUUGCUUGUGUUUCAUUUGGGGCCUUUGGGGAAGGUGUUUGCAUCUUGGGGCAAGGAUGGUUGUAUUCCUCAAAGGGCUUCUCUCUGAGUCCUGAUUUGCCUGAAGCCUGAAGGCCCACAGGAAAAUGUUAAGAACUGGGGGGGGAAGGGGGUUAGUGCUGCAGCCACUUCCUGUUGGAGGGCUGCAAGAAGGGGCUGUUGACUAUGACAGGUGGCUUCAAAUGUUUGCUCAAUGCCUCUGAGCUAGCUGGGCAGAUGGGAGGCCUGUUAGCCUGGUUCUGGAUUUGGACACAGCUCCAGGCACUCUGCACUUCAGAAGGGAGCCUGUGCUGUUUUGGGACUCCAGAUCACCCAGUGCUGAGUGCAGGAGUCAGUGGCCUGAGGGCCUCCAACUUGGGCCCAGGAACCCUGGACACUGCUUUCUAGCCUGCCUGGCUUGCCCAGCUCUCAGUUUUAUCAUCCAGCACCUUUUUGGUAAUUGAGGUUCCAUUUCCUUUGGUGCUGUCUCAGCAAUCCCUUCUCCUAACCUGAUCAUUGCAUGUGACAGGCUCUCUUCACCUGGUGUUUGGUGGCUGCCCUGCCUGGCACUGCUAUCUCAUAGUCUCACCAUUGCCCCUGCAACACUGCCCCCUAGUACUCAGGCAGCCCUCCUGCCUCAGCCUCCCAAGUGCUGGGAUUACAGGUGUGCACCAGCAUGCCUGGUGCCAUUAGCAUUACUUGAGCAGUACACCCAGCUUGGCUUCCCCCCACUUGGAGAGGAUGAGCGGUCAGGCUCCUUGGAUAGCUACAAGUUGGCAGACUUCAGUGCCCUCUUGGAUCUGAGGAUGGUUCUGACGUGGGGUUUAGAUGCCAGGGAGUGGGGUCAGAUCUGGGAAUUUUGUCUUACACUUCCCUUUUGGGUCCUGGAGUCAGCGACCACCCCUUUCAAUAUGGUAAAACUUCCUCUGUGUGGGAAGUUGCAGACAGAUGUUCCAGGACAUUGUUGAACAUGGUUCCUGUCAAAGGAAAUGUCUCCAGACCCAAAGCAAUAAAAAUGGUCUCUGGCUUCCUUUCACUCGUGUUUGGGGGCUAAUGGCAUGAGGACAACUGUCGGGGAAUGGGCCACCCACAGGGACACAUGGGAACCAGGUCCUGGCCCACUGGUUACACACUGUCAGCCCAAGAUAAUGAGCCUGCAGGAUGCCUGGAUCUGCCCAUGCCUCAUGCCUUUCUCGUGGCUGACCAGCUUCUGUUGGGUGCCCGGUGCCAAAGGCAGACAUAAAAUGUGGGCCAUGCACCCAGCGCCAGGCAGCCCUCACUCCAUGUGCUUCACGAGUGUUAACUCACUUCAUCCUUCUGCCGGAAAUUCAGAGGGGUCCUCUUUGUCUCCCUGACUUUGGGUACAUAGAGGAGCUGUCAGGUGGGAGGUCAGAAGGGUGGGGAGUCUGUGCUGGGACUGUUCCCACAAAGCCCAGGGGCCCAGAGCAUGUGUUGAUGGGGUGAAGACAGCCACGUAGAUGGAAAGGGGUUGGCGUGGUUAGGGGUAUGGGAGUGUGGGCAGGAAUCCUGGUGCUGUUGUGGGAGUUUGGAUUUUAUUUGAAGUGCAGGGACAGUGUGGGUGGGGUUGUAAUGGUUUUUAUUUUUAUUUUUUCCCCAGCACCGGGG